GCGGAACAUUUGGGCCCUCAGAAAUCGCUUAGUUUUUCGCGUGCCAUUUUGUAGUUAAGAAGGUAGGUAAAGGUAACUGCGACGCAACGAGGGAGACCAAAACUGACUAAUAAGUACCAAAUUCAAAACCGCCAUGAUCGAAGAACAGCAAGGCACCGGCUCUCCCGCCGCCAAUUGCAUCUCCGACUCCGGGGUCUGUGUUGCUGAUGAUAUCGAGUCCGUGGGACGCGCAGAUGGAGAGGUUAGUGGGGAUAUUGUUGGUAGCAAGGGAAAAGUGAAGGGCCCGUGGUCUCCCGAUGAGGACACGGUGCUGGGUCGACUGGUGGGCCAGUUCGGGGCGAGGAACUGGAGCCUCAUCGCCCGCGGAAUUCCUGGGCGUUCCGGGAAGUCGUGCCGCCUCCGUUGGUGUAAUCAGCUCGACCCCUGCCUCAAGCGCAAGCCCUUCACUGAUGAAGAGGACCGAAUUAUAGUUAAGGCCCAUGCAAUUCAUGGGAACAAAUGGGCGGCAAUUGCUAAGCUCCUACCUGGUAGAACAGAUAAUGCAAUCAAGAACCACUGGAAUUCCACACUGAAGCGCAGAUGUACAGAGCUUGGAAGGUUAAAACCGACCGGUGCUGAGAAGAUGGAAGAUGGCAGCUUUGACAGAACAAGGGUAUCUUCAGAAGAAACUCUGUCGGUGGGGGCUGUCGAUUCAUUCAAUGCCCCAGAAGGAAGAGACAUUCCAAUGGUGGAUAGACCUCGCCCUUGUGGUCAAAUGAAGGAGGAUCAUUUUGUUGCUGAAGCAAGAGAGCAUCAUGGAAUAGACGUUCCAAAAGUGGAUGGACCUCACCUAUGUGGAUAUAAAUUAGUGGAGGAAGGUCAUUUUGUUGAUGAAGGAAGAGAGAAUCCUACUCUUUCUCGUCCAGUGGCUCGUGUUAGUGCAUUCAGUAUUUAUAACCCUCCUAGUGGACCAAAUGGUUCUGUACUUCCAAAGAUAGUUCCGGCUCAAGGGCCUUUGAUCCAAGCUUCUAAACCAGACUUUGGGGUCUGCAAAUUUCUUGAAGAUGCUUAUGGUGAGCCUAUGGUGCCUUCACAAUGUGGCCAUGGUUGUUGUGCAGAUUCUAGUGGGGGCCAAUCUCGUAGUUCAUUGCUGGGGCCCGAGUUCGUUGAAUUCGCUGAGCAACCUUUCUCUAGUCACGAGUUGAUUUCAAUAGCUACAGACUUGAACAAUAUUGCAUGGAUCAAGAGUGACCAUGAGAAGAAUUGCGCCCAAAUACCAGACAACGUGGGAAGCCAAAGAGUGUCUGAAACGGCGGGUGCAGCCUCCCUGAUGGGAACAUUUGAAGUGGAACAGAGUCUGAGGAAUGAGCGCAUCUGCGUUGAAGAGGGACAGAACAGACUGAUAGACAUGAUGACAGAAAUGGUAUCUACCCAGAUGCCUAGGCAAACCUUUGGUUUGCCAGCCGAAGUCAAGGGCUUGAGCUAAAAGUCAUGCCUGGCUCUCUGUUUUGUUGCAGUACUGCAAAAGCAGGUGGUCAAAUAUUGAAUCGAAUUGAGUGGGUCGUGACAAUUGUCUGCAAAAUUAUAAAAGGCAUAAAUUUAAUAUUGUGGAGAGUGGCUUUCGCAUUCUAGGUGAAUAUAUCGAAAGAUUUUGGUUUACAAAAAUGCUGACUUGUUUCUCAAAGUAAAUAUGUAUUUUGUGGAGAGACUUUCCUCAUUGCAGGUGAAGAGAAUCAAGACAUUUUGGUUUA
Molecule: messenger RNA, 1730 nt
Organism: Juglans regia (Persian walnut)
Lineage: Eukaryota; Viridiplantae; Streptophyta; Magnoliopsida; Fagales; Juglandaceae
Product: transcription factor MYB1-like
Exons: 2
Coding region: 134-1465 (443 amino acids)
Biological process (GO): regulation of DNA-templated transcription
Cellular component (GO): nucleus
Molecular function (GO): DNA-binding transcription factor activity, RNA polymerase II-specific; RNA polymerase II cis-regulatory region sequence-specific DNA binding
Source: RefSeq, a predicted model, not a curated record